GACGGCAGUAAAUGCAGCACCAACUAAAAGCAGCGACAAGGAAGUGGAUGACCAGAGUUGACAGUUUCCGCAUCAAAGUCAUCCAAACAGCGACCCUACCAUGGCAACAGCGCGAAUUUGUGUCCUGUAUGUUGUCUUUGCUACGACUUUAGCGGAAGACGUUAAAUUAAAAUACAAACCGUCCACCAAAGCUGUCCGACUGUUCACUGAGGAGGAACUGACGAGAUACGACGGCAGCCAGCAGGGUCAACCUAUCUACAUGGCAAUAAAAGGAGUUGUGUUUGAUGUUACCAAGGGGAAAGAAUUUUAUGGAAAAGAUGCACCAUACAAUGCCUUGGUUGGUAAGGACUCCACUCGGGCUGUGGCUAAGAUGUCCCUGGACCCAGCAGACCUGACAUCAGAUACUACGGGCCUCACUGAAGAGCAGCUGGAGUCUCUGGACAGUAUAUUUGAAGGCACGUACAAAGCAAAGUAUCCGAUUGUGGGUUACACAGCGUCACGCGUCCUCACUAAAGAUGGAAGUCACAACGAAGCCUUCAAACCAGAGGACCAGCCUCAUUUUCAAAUCAAAGAUGAGAUUUGAUCUCAUUUUACCUUUUUGUAAAAUAUACUUGUGAAAAAGUCUUGUUAUAAAGGAGUUUUCUUUACUUGAUCAGAAUCAUAUGCCUAAUAUGAGCCUAAUAUGCUAAGUGCAAUACAUGUAAAAGAGAAGAUCAAAAUACAUAUAAUGGAGACACUGUUUAGUCAUAUUUACUUGAACCAAAGUUUUACAUGAUUCUCUAUCUGGGAGAGCUCUCAUUGCUACAGAACCAUUUCAAUACUUAUUGUAUCUUUUUUGAAAUGCAUUUAAAAUAAGACUGUUUUGACCAACAUCGGAUGUACAAAGUGAACUGAUGCUAGAUUUUAAAGAUCCCAUCCAGACAUGUUCUAAGUCGUGUAAAAAAUGUUUUUUUUCUACCAAAAAGUUCAUGCCUUCAGCAGAUGAAUGUGGAAAACAUCCUUCUGGUAUCAAACUGCACAUGCGUCGUCAUUUUGCACAGUAAAGCUCAAACAUCCAAGUGAAUAAAAAAAAUAGAAAUGUGAAAUGGAGGGGGGACUUUAUCUUUUACCAUCAGCCCACAUACAGCAACAGCGGAUUAUACGCGGUUACACAGUAAUAGUCUAUUACAAAUUUGAUACCAACAAAUUAAAAGUCAGCGCCAAAGGAGAGUGAGCUGAGAGAACAGAUGCAGUAAACUAACUAAACAUCAGCCCUCACGUUCUCUUGACUUAGAUUUUAGUUGGACUGCCACUAAUGAUUAUUUUUAUCAUAGAGAGUGAGAAGUCGCUUUAUCACUUAGUCCAUGAAAUUUCAGAAAAUCCUUGCACAGUUUCCCAGAACUCCUUGUAGUGUCAUCAAAUGUUUUAUUUUGUUCAAAACCCCCAAAUUCAAAAUUUUACAGUUACUAAGUGGAAAAAGAACUGAAAGUUGUCACAUUUGAGAAGCUGGAGAUCAAAAAUAUUUGGCCUUGUUGAUUGAUACAUGACUAAUUGUUAUCAGAUAUGUUGCUGAUUCAUUUUCUGUCCCUUGACUAUUCCAUUAAUUGCUUCAGCUCUAGAUUGGAGUAUAAAAUGUUUUCAAUAAAUGCAUGCCCAGUAGAAUAUGAAUGUAAUUAAAACCCACUGAAUCUGCAGCUCUGUGGUUUGCAUGAUUAAAAAUGUACUUUCUGUUUGAUUUUGUUAGUGUAUAAUUAUUAUUAAAGUCUGUAAAGCUG
Molecule: messenger RNA, 1754 nt
Organism: Etheostoma spectabile (orangethroat darter)
Lineage: Eukaryota; Metazoa; Chordata; Actinopteri; Perciformes; Percidae
Gene: nenf
Product: neudesin neurotrophic factor
Exons: 4
Coding region: 101-583 (160 amino acids)
Cellular component (GO): endomembrane system; membrane; endoplasmic reticulum
Source: RefSeq, a predicted model, not a curated record